Molecule: messenger RNA, 264 nt
Organism: Symbiodinium pilosum
Lineage: Eukaryota; Dinophyceae; Suessiales; Symbiodiniaceae
Source: the annotation of a GenBank genome assembly
AUGGGAUCCUCAUUGUGGAAGCUGCUCUCCCUCCUGCUAUCUGCAGCCCGUGCGCAGGGGCAUCGGCGCUUGAUUUUCCUUGGUAUCGGCUCGGGCGACGCCCUCGUCGAGGCUUCGGUGGUCCUCCAUCUGGCCGCUUUCCUUGGCGUGGCAGCCAAUCUCGAGAAGGGGUCGCCGCUGAGCCUGCUCUGGGACGACUUCGAGAUCACGGUUGUCACCACCGACAGUGCCAACGAUGAGGACCUCCGCUUGAACCGUAUCGCC